UUGCAACCCUCCUAUACCAACUAUAUUGUGCAUUCUCAUUUGUAUACUAUUUAGUUGUAUAAUAUAUAUAUUUGUGUGUGAGAACUACGUCUAAAUAUUUUAUUAUUAUAUAUUAUAUUAUAUUAUGUAUGUAUGUUAUAUUUAAUAUAACUUCACCUUGUUACUGGUCCAAUAGCACUGACUGCGCCUUCAUAUUCGCAUUGGAUUUGUAAACAGGAAGUGAUAGUCAAGUAAAUCAAGUUAGCCAGCUAGUUGCAGUAAGGUAGGCUUGCCUCCUAUUUAAGGUAUUUUUGCCAAAAUGGGAUUGUUCGGCAGAACGCCAGAGAAACCACCGAAAGAUCUGGUAACUGAGUGGACACAAAAAAUCCGUAAGGAAUCGAGAACCAUCGACAGACAAAUACGAGAUAUUCAACGGGAACAAGAAAAAGUGAAGAGAUCCAUCAAAGAUGCAGCCAAAAAGGGCCAGAAAGAUGUUUGCGUCAUUCUCGCGAAGGAGAUGAUUCAGUCAAAACGAGCUGUAACAAAACUCUACUCCUCCAAAGCCCACCUGAACUCAGUGAUGCUCAGCAUGAAGAAUCAACUUUCCUUACUGCGUGUAGCUGGGUCCCUGCAGAAGAGCACAGAGGUCAUGAGAGCCAUGCAGAAUCUCAUCAAAGUCCCUGAGAUACAGGCCACCAUGAGAGAAUUAUCAAAGGAGAUGAUGAAGGCUGGCAUCAUUGAGGAAAUGUUGGAGGACACUUUUGAGAGCAUGGAAGAUGGAGAGGACAUGGAAGAAGCAGCAGCGGAGGAAGUUGACAGGAUCCUCUUUGAGAUUACAGCAGGUGCACUCGGCAAAGCGCCCGGCAAAGUCACAGACGCCCUGCCUGAGAUGCCAUCCGGAGCCACCGCAGCCUCGGAGGAUGAAUCCGAGGAGGACAUUGAGGAGAUGCAGUCCAGACUAGCUGCUCUUAGGAGCUGAGGUGACUGGGCUCUGUAUUGUUGGUUUGCUCGCUCUAUUGAAGAGCCCAGACAUCACAGGUUCAGUUUUUGCAGUACUGAGCAUCCUUUCGACAACGUCCAAUCAUUGGUUUCUCACAUAAUCUUUAGGUGAUCACUUUGUGCUUCAGUCAUUUAUGUAUUUUUGUUCGGUCAAAGGACUUUUGCUCUUUUAUUACAAGCGGUUAUUCUCUGUAUUAUCCAAAGUUAAACAGAAAGUUUGAGAAAGUGUAUAUACUGUAAGUAUGAACAGCCUACUGUGCCUAUAGUGCUAUUUCUUAUGUCCUUUGAUUGGUAAGAUUGGGUAUGUGUUUCAUCAUUUAGUGACUUAGUUAAAAUGUUCAAAUCUAAUUCGAAGCACUAACUAGUCCCUCUUGACUAAACCACAAAAAUGAAGGGUGCAUUUCUUUUUUCUUUACAGUCAGUAUCUUCUCUAUGAAAUGCAUUCGCCACAAAAAUGCACGCAUACUCGCCCGAGUGCAUUUGUUGUGCAUUAACACUCAGUGUGUCCAAAGUUUGCAGGAUAUCUAUAUUGUGGAAGUGCAAUGUGUGUGUAUAUUUUUUAUAUGUGCAUGGGCUAAAAAGUAGGGAAAUAAACCUCUAUAGA
Molecule: messenger RNA, 1582 nt
Organism: Nerophis lumbriciformis (worm pipefish)
Lineage: Eukaryota; Metazoa; Chordata; Actinopteri; Syngnathiformes; Syngnathidae
Gene: chmp3
Product: charged multivesicular body protein 3
Biological process (GO): vacuolar transport
Source: RefSeq, a predicted model, not a curated record